UGAGUUAGCUCCUUGCAGAUGUAGACGGUUACAAACAACGCGCUGGACGUUUCUAUGUCAACAGUCAAAAUGCAGACCUAUAGGUCUAGUAUGCGCGCGGACCGUGGCUGAAUGGAAGGCGCGGGUACGUCAUUGGGUCGUUGCUCCACCGGUUCGCAUGCUGUGUGCCUUCAGAACGAGUUUGCUGUCAUCACCAGCAACAUCAACUCACUGAGGCCUCCCAUUAGCAAAGAUGUCAAACUUCGACCCCAAUGCCAUCCUGCGUGGCGCUCAACUGACACUAGUUGGAGUAAACCGUGCCCUUCAAAACCCAGGUCUAUUCACGUCAGACCACUACCGUCAAGCAGCACUUGCUGUAGCUGCUGGAGUCGCCAUUCGAAUUCUCGUGUCCAUACCUAUCGUUGGUGUACGGGUGCUACUAUGGAUCAUCUCACUGUUCGUGGACAUGAACAAUGUCACCUGGGACGAGAGCGUGGUGGACGGAUUGCACUUCCUUGAGCACACCGUUCUCCAAGUGCCCUUUUUUCUUAUGACCAUGAUGCGCUACAUCACACCUACCUUAGACCGAAUGUUCAUGGACUCCCUUCAGUGGGUUGAUCACACCUAUGUGCAGAAGCACAAAUCCGAAGAUCCGCAAAACCUUCGCGCCAUGUAUGCCCAGAACCUCGACCAAUACCCAACCCACGCGCCGAGAGACCAGAACGAGAAGAAGAAAUCUAUAAAGGACACGGUAGUCUUGAUGGCGGUCAAACAAGGCCGAAAGGCUGGCAUCUCGCUCGCUGUGUUGGCGUUAUCAUAUGUACCUUACGUGGGAAAGUUCGUCCUGCCUGCUGCCAGUUUCUAUACCUUCAACAAGGCUGUAGGACCCCAGCCUGCAGUUGCCAUCUUCGCAGGCUCUCUCCUGUUGCCGCGGAGGUAUCUGGUGUCCUUCUUACAGGCCUACUUCUCUUCCCGCACGCUUAUGCGUGAACUACUCGAGCCGUACUUUGCGCGCGUUCGCUACAACAAAGAGCAGAAGAAGCUAUGGUUCAAGGAUCGCGCUGGUGUUCUUUUCGGCUUCGGACUCGGCUUCUACAUCUUCGUCAAGAUCCCUCUUGUUGGUGUCCUCAUCUAUGGCUUGGCCGAAGCAUCGACGGCAUACUUGAUCACCAAGAUCACUGAGCCACCUCUACCACCGAACGAGGCCGAGAAGUUCAAGGAAGAUUCGCUUCGCUGGAAGAACAAGCACGAGUUCCUGGAAUUGCCAUGGCAGCACAUGGACACUUAUAACAUUAGCAUGCACAAGCCCGGUUCCAAGUCGGACGUUCGCCAAACACCACGAAAGACGUUCAGCUAAACAUGUCGUCCUUCACCAAAGAGGAAGCUGCCGGACACAAAGAGCGCGCUAAACGAGCCAGCAUCCUCUGCCCAAUCAUGAAGCUGCAUGAUGGUGGCAUGGGAAUUGGAAAGGCGUGGCUUGACCCCGCCGGCUCCACUAUGGGGCAAGCUCUUCUCCCAAAACGGUAAACACCCCCUAUCGGCUAUCACCAAGCUUAUCAAACUCCUUGUACUUGUAGGAGCUGGGCGCAGGUCUGGCUGCUUGUCUCCUCGGAAGAAAGCUGGGGUGGACCUGGAUGAGAUAGCAAUCAGCAAUUGAUCGCUUGGAG
Messenger RNA from Macroventuria anomochaeta, 1646 nucleotides. RefSeq lists its product as uncharacterized. Bases 233 to 1336 code for a protein of 367 amino acids. NCBI's taxonomy places the organism in Eukaryota, Fungi, Ascomycota, Dothideomycetes, Pleosporales, Didymellaceae. The record is from RefSeq and is a predicted model, not a curated record. The transcript is spliced from 5 exons.